Callorhinus ursinus (northern fur seal) is the source of this 695-nucleotide messenger RNA. RefSeq lists its product as uncharacterized. The record is from RefSeq and is a predicted model, not a curated record. NCBI's taxonomy places the organism in Eukaryota, Metazoa, Chordata, Mammalia, Carnivora, Otariidae.
AUGGAGGUGGCCGUCGAGUCCGGGCUCCCCCGGACUGAGGUGGUCGAAGUGGCGGGGCCCGUGGGAGGCCUCGGGGACGCUGCGCUGGCUCUGGGUCUGGGUCUGGCCCGCGGCCGGGAGGGCGGGAGCGCCGCGGCCGAGGAGGACGACUCGGACUUCGGGCCGGCGGAGGAGGAUGGGGCAGAGCAGCCGCAGGAGGGCCUGGACAACCUGGUGGACGCCCACCAGUUCCCCAUGGUGGGUUUCCGCUUCAUGUUCCUGGAACUGGUGCACUCGCUGCUGUGCCGCGUCUACUACAACAACCACAUCCUCGUGCGGCCCCAUGGCGGCCGCGGGACGCUCCGGCCCCGGGCCUGGCCGCCCCGCGGCCCCCGCGGGCACCCCGCGCCCCCCGCCGCCCCGCCGGCGCGGGCGGCACCGGCCAUGGCCCGCGAGUCCGAGGGCUCGUCCGAGGAGGAGGCCGCCUGGGAGACGGCGGAGGAGCCCGACCAGGAGCCUGAGGAGGGCCGGGCGACCACCAAGGGAACAACUAAAUAUCAGUAUGAGAAGUCUGACAAAGAGGCCCACGACUCUGAAAGGGACGAAGAAAAAGACAAGUUCAACAAAAAACAAGAAGGACCCGACUAAAAAAGAUCUGCCCCAACAGAGAACAGGCCCAGAAAAUCCAGUUGGCACAUAAGAAAGAAGAUGAAGAA